UUCACAGAUCGCUGCUUCUUCUUCUUCUUCCGUCGGCGAUCGUCUUCACUUCCUCUCCAAUCGGCUUCCGGCUUCCUCCUGCAUCCUGAAAAUCCCUAUGGCGGCGGCGCUCGUCGGCGGAGCAUUUCUCUCGGCUUUCCUCCAGGUGCUCUUCGACCGGAUGGCCUCCCGCGAGGUCGUUGACUUCUUCCAGUCUCGCAAGCUCGGCAAGGGGAGGCUGCUGCAGAAGCUGAAGGCCGCGCUCCUGUCCGCGAACGCCGUGCUGGACGACGCGGAGGAGAAGCAGAUGACCAACGACCACGUCAGGGAGUGGCUCGACGAGCUCAAGGACGCCGUGUACGACGCCGACGACCUGUUCGACGAGAUCGCCACUGAAGAUCUGAAGCGCGAAGCCGGGGUCAAGCCUCGGGCUCUCGUUUCUAAGGUCUGGAGAUUUGCUGCAGACGCUCGUAGGAGUAAAUUGGGGGAUGAGUUAGAGAGGGUUCUGGCGAGAUUGGAGAGCGUAGUGAAGCAGAGAGAAGUGCUGGGCCUAAGGGAAGGUAUUCGCGAGAGGACGCCUAGAGCUUUGCCGACCACUUCGUUGGUCGAGGAAUCGAGCGUCUUCGGGAGGGAGAAGGACAGGAAGGCGGUGAUCGAGUUGCUCUUGUCGGAUCGGGGCGAAAGGAACACCAGCGUGAUGGCCAUAGUUGGGAUGGGCGGUGUUGGCAAGACCACGCUAUCGCAGCUCGUGUUCAACGAUGGUGUGGUGAAAGGGAGUUUCGAGUUGAGGGCGUGGGUUUCCGUGUCCGACCAAUUCGACAUCUGCAAGCUGACGGCCACGGCUCUCGAGGAGUUCUCCUCCUCGUCUAAGAAGGAGACCGAAAAUCUCAACCAGCUUCAGCUCCUGCUGAAGAACUUAUUGACAGGGAAAAAGUUUCUAUUGGUGUUGGAUGAUGUUUGGAAUGAGGACUAAUAUUGGAAUGCGUUCCUAGUUCCUUUUACCUAUGGAGCAAAAGGCAGCAAAAUCAUCGUGACGACACGAAAUGAAAGCGUCGCAUCGGUUGCUUGUGCCGUCUCGACAUACCCUUUACAGAAGUUGCAAGACGAGGAAUGUUGGGACUUGUUCGCAAAACAUGCGUUUGACCAGCAUAACUUCGAGGCGCGCACGAGACUCGAAGAAAUCGGCCAAAGAAUUGUAAAGAGAUGUGAUGGAUUGCCUCUUGCGCUGAAGACUAUAGGUAGCUUGUUACGCUGUGAGUCUGGUAUCAGGAAGUGGGAAAUAAUUGCAGAGAGUGACAUUUGGGAUUUGCCACCUGGAAAGAAUGAAAUUCUCCCUGCGCUGUUGUUAAGUUAUCAUUACCUUCCUCCACAACUGAAACGAUGUUUAGCCUAUUGUUCAGUCUUCCCAAAGGAUUGUAUAUAUGAGAAGGACCAGCUGAUCUUACUUUGGAUUACUGAGGGCAUGCUAAAACAACCUAACGACAGCAGGACAUUAGAGGAAGUAGGUGAUCAGUGCUUCUCUGAUCUCGUGUCUAGAUCUUUGCUUCAUAGAGUAAGUGAUGUCCAAUCGAGCUUCCUGGAAGUAAGCGAUGUCGAAUCGAGCUUUUCGAUGCAUGACCUGGUCAAUGACUUAGCAAGAUAUGUAGCUGGUCGAUCUUUUUUUAGCUUGGACGGAGGCAAUGCACACCAGGUGUCCUCAAGCACUCGCCAUUUGUCAUUUGUAAGAACUCGAUAUGAUGUCGCUAUGAAGAGCUUUGUAUUACAAAUUGCCCCCGCUUGA
Eucalyptus grandis is the source of this 1759-nucleotide messenger RNA. RefSeq names its product putative disease resistance RPP13-like protein 1. The record is from RefSeq and is a predicted model, not a curated record. Gene Ontology annotation, biological process: defense response to other organism. Gene Ontology annotation, molecular function: ADP binding. NCBI's taxonomy places the organism in Eukaryota, Viridiplantae, Streptophyta, Magnoliopsida, Myrtales, Myrtaceae.